Molecule: messenger RNA, 1628 nt
Organism: Sorex fumeus (smoky shrew)
Lineage: Eukaryota; Metazoa; Chordata; Mammalia; Eulipotyphla; Soricidae
Gene: CAMK1G
Product: calcium/calmodulin dependent protein kinase IG
Exons: 12
Coding region: 64-1614 (516 amino acids)
Biological process (GO): peptidyl-serine phosphorylation
Cellular component (GO): intracellular anatomical structure
Molecular function (GO): calmodulin binding; calcium/calmodulin-dependent protein kinase activity; ATP binding
Source: RefSeq, a predicted model, not a curated record
CCGGGCAGAGCUGCGGGCGGCCUGGCUGGGCAGCAGGAGGCCAGCAGCCCCCUAUGGACGGCCAUGAGGGUGGAGCCUGAGGAGGCACCCGGGGGCCAGGAAGACUCCCACGCAGCAGAGCCCCCAGAAUGGCCAGCCCAGGAGGCCCCCGUGUGGCAGGAGGACAGGGAGGGGGACAGCGCGUCCUGGAAGAAGCAGACAGCCAACAUCCGCAAGACCUUCACCUUCAUGGAGGUGCUGGGCUCAGGGGCCUUCUCGGAGGUCUUCCUGGUGAGGCAGCGGGUGACUGGGAAGCUCUUCGCCCUGAAAUGCAUCAAGAAGUCCCCGGCCUUCCGUGACAGCAACCUGGAGAAUGAGAUCGCGGUGCUGAGGAGGAUCAAGCACGAGAACAUCGUGACGCUGGAGGACAUCUACGAGAGCUCCACACACUACUACCUGGUCAUGCAGCUGGUCUCGGGCGGGGAGCUCUUCGACCGCAUCCUGGAGCGCGGCGUGUACACGGAGCACGAUGCCAGCCUGGUGAUCCGCCAGGUGCUGUCUGCCGUCCAGUACCUGCACGAGAAUGGCAUCGUCCACCGGGACCUGAAGCCCGAGAACCUGCUGUACCUCACCCCCGAGGAGAACUCCAGGAUCAUGAUCACGGACUUCGGCCUGUCCAAGAUGGAGCAGAGCGGGGUCAUGUCCACCGCAUGUGGCACCCCCGGCUACGUGGCCCCGGAAGUGCUGGCCCAGAAGCCCUACAGCAAAGCAGUGGACUGCUGGUCCAUCGGAGUCAUCACCUACAUCCUGCUGUGUGGGUACCCCCCUUUCUACGAGGAAACGGAAUCCAAGCUCUUUGAGAAGAUCAAGGAGGGGUACUACGAGUUCGAGUCGCCUUUCUGGGAUGAUAUUUCUGAGUCAGCUAAGGACUUCAUCUGCCACCUUCUGGAGAAGGACCCGGAGGAGCGGUACACGUGUGACAAGGCCCUGCGGCACCCCUGGAUUGACGGAAACACAGCCCUGCUCAGGGACAUCUACCCCUCCGUCAGCCUCCAGAUCCAGAAGAACUUUGCCAAGAGCAAGUGGAGGCAAGCCUUCAACGCGGCGGCCGUGGUGCACCACAUGCGGAAGCUGCAGCGGACCCUGCACAGCCCGGGGCUCCCCGCGCCGGACGCGCGGCCCCCCGCCCUCCCCGCGCCGGACGCGCGACCCCCCGCCCUCCCCGCGCCGGGCCGCGGCUCCCCCGAGAUCUCCGUCACGCGGGCGCCGUCCCCGGCCCGCGGCAGCGCCGCCCGCCCCGGCCCGGCCCCGGCCCCGGCCCCGGCCUCGGCCCCGGCCCGGACGCGCUGCCCGCGCCGGGGCCGCCCGCGCGGCCGCUCGCUGGGCCGCCUGGUCAGCGGCGCGCUCCGCGUGGGCAGCAGCCUGGUGCCCGCGCGGCAGGCGCCCCCCGGCGCGGCGCCCCCCGGCUGCUGCGCCAGCUGCCUGGGCCUGGGCGGCAAAGGCCCCUCGGCCGGCUCGGAGCCCGCGCUCCUGCGGGGGACCAAGAGACAGAACUUCAAGCCUGAGGUCACCGCGCCUGUGAAGACCGGUGCCCACUACAGGGUGGGACCUGCGGGGGUAUGUGUGGUCAUGUGACGCAGUGACUCUCA